Molecule: messenger RNA, 1771 nt
Organism: Bombina bombina (fire-bellied toad)
Lineage: Eukaryota; Metazoa; Chordata; Amphibia; Anura; Bombinatoridae
Product: mpv17-like protein 2
Exons: 6
Coding region: 333-983 (216 amino acids)
Biological process (GO): mitochondrial ribosome assembly
Cellular component (GO): cytoplasm; membrane
Source: RefSeq, a predicted model, not a curated record
AAGUACUGGCAUGUGCUAGAGAAAAAUAAAUAAAAACCAGAGUGCAUUUUAUAUUGCAGGUACUUUCAUUUCUGAACAAUGACAAUUUUGAUUAAUUUCUAUAGGCCGCGUGUUGAACAACCAUUUGCCCAUUUUAAAGAUGGCCGAAAGCUAUUUUCAAAAGAUUUUGUUACUUCCGACACAUGUUUUUUUGUACAAUUGAAUUUGUGACUAAUUAAGACUCUGAAGAGAGGGUUAUGUCGGGGAUCUGACAUCCGAGUAGGUGCACUUCCAGACUUGCUCUUAAAGGUCCAUGAGUGGUUGGUCCAAGCUAUUAAUAAAGUGUGAACAAGAUGCUUCCCCAGGGUAGGAUUCUGCUGGCUCGUGCUGCUGGCUACUGGAAGCCUUUAUUCAGAGGUCGAUUUCUGCUGAUUACUAACACUGUGAGCUGUGGGGCACUUCUGGGGAUUGGAGAUACAAUCCAACAGACACGUGAGAUUAGAAGAGACACUGAAAAACAGCGAGAGUGGCUGCGGACAGGUAGGAUGUUUGGUAUUGGCUGUUCAAUGGGUCCACUGAUGCAUUUCUGGUAUUCCUGGCUUGACCGUGCCUUCCCUGGAAGAGGAAUCAGAGUGGUUGUUCGGAAGGUGUUAAUUGACCAGCUGGUGGCCUCCCCACUACUAGGACUUUGGUACUUCCUAGGAAUGGGCUCCUUGGAAGGUCAGAGUUUGAAGAAGAGCUGGCAAGAAUUCCAGGACAAAUUUUGGGAAUUCUACAAGGCUGACUGGUGUGUGUGGCCUGGAGCACAGAUGAUCAAUUUCUACUUCUUGUCGCCAAAGUACAGAGUGAUUUAUAUCAAUGUGAUCACAGUAGGUUGGGACACCUAUCUCUCUUACCUCAAACACAGGAUCGACGGACUUGAAGAAAAUCCUUCUGCCACUAAGCAGAUCACAUCAAGCUCUGCACCUCUUCCAAAGACACCGGAUGAAGAGGUUAAGCAGUGACAGGAACCAGUAUGUACAAAUGUGUGCAUAACAAGAUUGUGCUGCUAGGCUUGCUCUAUGCUACAGAGUCAAAGCCUCUCCUGGAUAUGUAAAAGAUAUCUAUUGAACCUUACUAUUCUUUAAGUGGAUUGUCUCAGAAAGCCUUCCAUUAAUUCCUUUAGUGCCUGAGGGACCAGCAACAUGUUCCCUUUAUAUGUACAGACUUUAACUUGUUAAAGGCAGCUUUUAAAAAAAUGUAAAGUGCCAAUGCAAAGGAUUCUAAAAGUGUCUGACUGUGGAAUUUUAAGUUUUGCACAUGCCAUAUCGAAGUGCUUACACUUGACACCAAGUUUUGUGUGCCACUCUGCCCAGUCACUCCUAAUAUUUGAAAUGGUAAUGGACGUCUAAGACAAAUGUACACCUAGGUGACUGACCAAUUUAUAGUAUUUGGGCAAUUUUAUGUUUUUGUUUUUAAAUUCUGUUUGUUGUGUCUGACAGUGAAGUUCAACGAAUAGGCAUAUUUUUCCAUACAAGCAUAAAUAUGUACAAAAGAUUUUACUAUAAAUUUAAUAUAAAUUAUCUAUGUACACGGCUAUCCAUAAAAUUGUGUUUAUUUGUAAAUGCAUAGAUUUUUAUGUGAUUGUUAAUUGUAAGUGCUGCCGAGCACCUGAGUAUUACAAUGUCAGUAAAAAAUUGAAGUUUGACAACUUCCUGUAAUUUCUCAAAAAUGUAUACUGUAAUCAAAGUUCAUUGUAACUAUUUUUGUUAAAAUAAUAGAGGAAUUAUAUUUAAACUCUGUAAAACAUCAA